Molecule: messenger RNA, 504 nt
Organism: Vicia villosa (hairy vetch)
Lineage: Eukaryota; Viridiplantae; Streptophyta; Magnoliopsida; Fabales; Fabaceae
Exons: 2
Coding region: 54-449 (131 amino acids)
Source: RefSeq, a predicted model, not a curated record
CUCUCUCUCUCAAAACAAAACCCACACGCUGCUUGCUUCUUGAAAUUUCUCCGAUGGCUUUGCUCGACGAACAACCUACCGGAAACCCCACCGCCGUCAACGAAGCCGCCGUCAACGAAGCCGCGGAACCAGGCAGGAAAAUGAUGAGAGCUUCAUACAUUUUAGGCAGCAUUUCCUGCUGCAUCAGCAUGUUUGUAGCUUCCGCCAAAGGCAGGCUGCUCAUCAGCGACGCUGACUUUUUGUUGGCACUUGUAUCAUACGUCUGUUUCUUUAACACCAUCUGCUUAUGCAGCAUCACCCGUGCAGAGCACUACUAUCCACUCGAAAUCAAACAAUCCCGGUCCCGCACCAUCUCUAUCAUAAGCUUCGCGUCUAAGAUUUACUUUUUUGCUGCUUGUGGCUCCCUCGGCAUAGUCUCUUACCAUCUUGUUCUUGCCACAUUUACUUAGCUUUACUUUGCAUUCAAACAUCUAUGUACUUUGCCUUAUCAAAUCCAUUGUCUUA